GUGUGUGUGCCAAGACAGAGAGAGGGGCAGAGGGAGGCGGGCACGCCCAAACGAUGGUGUUGAAUGACGCCCGUCUGUUGCUUCUUGUGUUUAUCGGUGCGUCCUGCGAUUGGCGGAGGACAGGGAAAGGUACCCAUCGCUGGCGCGCCGUGGGCGGGUGGAAGGCCUGUUUAUAAACCCAGAUCUUUCCUCGUGGGCGGGAACAGCAACAGUAGAGAGUGAAAGUGAAGCGAAGGAGGAGAGUGAGAGAGACGGUGGAGGAGACGAGGCUGCGGCGGCGGUGGUUGACCGGGGUUCGCAGAGGGGGCGAGGCGGACGCCCCUGUAUGCGUAUUCAGCCGCGCAUGGACGACCACCUCAGCCUCCUGCAAUCACCCCCGCCGAGCGUAACCAAAACCCGGGGCGACAAUCUGGUGAACCACGGAUACACAGAGACAGAGGCCGACGUGAUGACGGUUGUGGCGUGUGACAACAUGCUAGAAGAGUCGGCGGCUCUCCCGGGCCACCACUCUCUGGACCGAUAUGAACCGGACCACGAAUGCUGCGAGAGGGUUGUCAUCAACAUCUCAGGGUUACGCUUCGAGACGCAGCUCAAGACUCUGUCCCAGUUUCCAGAGACGCUGCUGGGAGACCCCAAGAAGAGGAUGAGGUACUUUGACCCCCUCAGGAACGAGUACUUUUUCGAUCGGAACCGACCCAGCUUUGAUGCCAUUCUGUAUUACUACCAGUCUGGUGGGCGCAUCAGAAGACCCGUUAAUGUGCCCAUUGACAUUUUCUCUGAGGAGAUCCGGUUCUAUGAACUGGGUGAGGAAGCUAUGGAGAAGUUCAGGGAGGAUGAGGGCUUUAUAAAAGAGGAGGAGCGGCCGUUGCCAGAGAAUGAAUUUCAAAGACAGGUGUGGCUGCUUUUUGAAUACCCAGAGAGCUCGGGUCCCGCACGGGGCAUAGCGAUAGUGUCUGUCCUGGUCAUUCUCAUCUCCAUUGUCAUCUUCUGCUUAGAGACAUUGCCGGAGUUCAGGGACGACAACAGGGAUCCGAUCACCAUUGCGCCUGUGAUAAAUGGCACGCUCCCAUAUUUCGUCAGCCCCUUCUCAGACCCGUUCUUUGUUGUGGAGACGUUGUGUAUCAUCUGGUUCUCCUUCGAGCUGCUGGUGCGCUUCUUUGCAUGCCCGAGUAAAGCCACGUUCUCCAAAAACAUCAUGAACAUUAUUGACAUUGUGGCCAUCAUCCCUUAUUUCAUCACCCUGGGCACAGAGCUGGCAGAGAGGCAGGGAAACGGACAGCAGGCCAUGUCAUUAGCCAUCCUGCGCGUAAUUAGGCUCGUUCGGGUGUUUCGCAUCUUCAAACUCUCGCGUCACUCAAAGGGGCUUCAGAUUUUAGGACAGACUCUGAAAGCCAGUAUGCGUGAGCUUGGCCUGCUUAUCUUCUUCCUCUUCAUCGGUGUUAUCCUCUUCUCCAGCGCUGUGUACUUUGCUGAGGCAGACGACCCAGAUUCGGGGUUCAACAGCAUCCCGGACGCUUUCUGGUGGGCUGUUGUCACCAUGACUACUGUGGGUUAUGGGGACAUGCACCCCGUGACAAUCGGGGGAAAGAUUGUGGGGUCUCUGUGCGCCAUCGCCGGUGUGUUGACCAUUGCUUUGCCUGUACCCGUCAUCGUCUCCAAUUUCAACUACUUCUACCACAGAGAGACGGAGGGCGAGGAGCAGGCACAGUACCUGCACGUGGGGAGCUGUCAGCCUCUUGCAGACACAGAGGAGUUGAGGAAGACGCGCUCCUCAUCCUCACUCAGCAAGAGCGAGUAUAUGGUGAUAGAGGAGCACGGGAUCAACAGCGCGUUCAAACAGCAGCCCAACUUUCCCACAACAACACAAAACAACUCGCAGAAUUGUGUGAAUAUAAACAAAAAGAUUUUCACCGACGUGUAGCAAAUUUAAUAGUCAUGGCCCUGAACACAGGAGGGGGUGGUGUGUCAACACACAGCUGGUUCUGUCGUUGCGCACCAGCGUGUUGAAGCAGCGGUAGAUCAGAUGAAGAAAGGAAGGAAUAAAGAGAGAGAGAGAGAGAGGAAACCCUGUCUGUUCAGACACGCUGCUUUGUGCUCCAUUCAAAGAAUCAGGAUUUUUUUUUCAUUUCAGUGAAUCUGAAUUCAUAAUUCAUCUGAAUUCAUAAUUCUGUUUGGUUCCAUUCGCGCUUGGAGAGAAAGAGCUCCUUAAAUUAUCAUUAGCCCUACUAUUUCUUCUCUGAGCGAGGAGAUUGACCUGUUGUGCAUUGUGCAAUAGCCAAUAUAUCACCACAGCAGGUAGUAAUAGAAGCUUUAUAACUGUGAAAGAUGAGUAGAAAUGUAUACUACUCGAAGGACACUCACAUUGUAUUAAACAUGCGUUAUGAGUCGUGAUUCGUCAGUCAUAGCCUAUGUAUAAUAUUCAGUCAUUUAAUUAUGUGUGAGUGUUUAAACACAUGUGAUGUCUGAAAACACAGUUCUGCAUAUAUUAUUCAAUUAGACCGUUCUGUGAUAUGCCUUUAUUGUGCGUUAAAGUCUAGUCCAAAUGCUACUGUCUUUAAAAAAAAUAAUCCCAUAUAAUUCCUUGAUAUGAACUGUCCUGGUAGGCUAUGUAAUGCGUAAACGGCACCAUAUAAACACAGGGGCCAGCCGACUCUUAGUAUCUCAUUAUCGGUGCGAGACCCACGUGAGAGAGGAAAACACAGCGCUCUUACAGACACACACACACACACACACACACACACACACAGCGAUCAAAGAUGGAGCGUGCUUCUCUUUGGAUGCCUCAAAUAGAGCCCGCUGUGAUGCAGUCUCCAUGGUGACGGUCGUUUCCUCGGUAACCCCGGUCACCGUUGCCAUGGCAUCCGUGUUUCCACAGUAACCUCCCAGAUGGCUUGAAAGCUAUAUUAAAGAUUCUCAUCUAAAUAGCUCGUCUUCGGUCUCUAAUAAGACUGUUAAGUCAUCACGCUUCGCGUGCGUAAAAUACAAGCCCAAACAUGCCCAGCGCCACUAUCGCCAAUCAACAAGCUCGCUCAAUGACUUUAACAUUGACACAAAAACAAAUUGGAGUAUGAAGGUCUGUUUACAAAACAACCCCCACGAACUGAAAAUGAACCAGGCACCACUUAGAGAGGUGAUAAGCUGGGAGAGGCAGAAGGAGAGGGAGCGCGUGAGGAAUUAUGAAUGGACUGGGAGCACAUUGUGUCUGGCUGUCUGGAGUGCGCUACUGCGGGCGCUCAGCAGAGGCUGCUGUUCUCCCACUGAUGAACCUGGUUGAAAUUGUUCCAUUUUUCUGCACAUAUCUCCUGGAACCAUUGAUUACCCCAAUUAGACUGCCUCCCAUUUAG
This is a messenger RNA of Larimichthys crocea (large yellow croaker), 3344 nucleotides long. RefSeq names its product potassium voltage-gated channel subfamily A member 3. The record is from RefSeq and is a predicted model, not a curated record. The transcript has 2 exons. Lineage: Eukaryota; Metazoa; Chordata; Actinopteri; Sciaenidae. Gene Ontology annotation, biological process: potassium ion transmembrane transport; protein homooligomerization; action potential. Gene Ontology annotation, cellular component: voltage-gated potassium channel complex; membrane. Bases 326 to 1921 code for a protein of 531 amino acids. Gene Ontology annotation, molecular function: protein binding; delayed rectifier potassium channel activity.